Molecule: messenger RNA, 2006 nt
Organism: Myotis brandtii (Brandt's bat)
Lineage: Eukaryota; Metazoa; Chordata; Mammalia; Chiroptera; Vespertilionidae
Gene: MTUS1
Product: microtubule associated tumor suppressor 1
Exons: 10
Coding region: 282-1604 (440 amino acids)
Cellular component (GO): nucleus; cytoplasm
Molecular function (GO): microtubule binding
Source: RefSeq, a predicted model, not a curated record
CGGGGGCUGCCAAGAGGAGAUUUUAUUCCGAGGACGAGCAUUGUUUUGGCAACAUCUGGGAGAGCAAAGGGAAGCCGGAAACAGUGGGACCACUCUGGGGUUUUUUCUGUGUGUGUGUGUGUGUGUGUGUGUGUGUGCUGGAAUGACAUUUGCUAUGUAGGCAUGUUUUCUCGCGCUGUGUUUCUUGGCCCCGAGGAGGGCCGAGUUUGAAAAGACAGUAUGUGACUAUCCAUCCGCGGGAGCUGUUUCUUGUGCGAACUCUUCCCAUCUGCUCCGAAGACAUGCUGUUGUCUCCCAAGUUCUCCUUAUCCACCAUCCACGUCCGCCUGACUGCCAAGGGGCUGCUGCGGAAUCUGCGCCUGCCUUCGGGGUUUCGGAGAAGCACUGUGGUUUUCCACGCAGUUGAAAACGGCAGACAGAAGACUCCCAGGAGUUUAUGCAUCCAAACUCAGACGUCUCCAGAUGUGCUCUCCUCUGAGAAGACACUCGAGUUGGCUCAGUAUAAAACCAAAUCGGAGAAGCAGAGUCGGUUCAUCCUGCACCUUAAGCAGCUCGUUUCCUGCGGGAAUGCCAAGUUUGAAGCAUUAACCGUUGUGAUUCAGCACCUACUGUCUGAGCGGGAGGAAGCCCUGCAACAGCACAAAGCCCUGUCGCAAGAGCUCCUGAGCCUCCGGGGAGAGCUGGUCACUGCUUCGACCGCCUGUGAGAAAUUAGAAAAAGCCAGGAAUGAGUUGCAAGCAGCUUAUGAAGGAUUUGUCCAGAAGCUGAACCAGCAGCACCAGACGGAUCUCACCGAGCUAGAGAAUCGGCUCAAAGAGUUCUACACCGAGGAGUGUGAGAAGCUCCAGAACAUUUACAUUGAAGAAGCAGAGAAGUACAAAACUCAGCUGCAAGAGCAGUUUGACAACUUAAGUGCUGCCCAUGAAACCUCGAAGUUGGAAAUUGAAGCUAGCCACUCAGACGAAGUGGAAUUACUGAAGAAGGCCUAUGAAACCUCCCUUUCAGAAAUCAAGAAAAGCCAUGAAUUAGAAAAGAAAUCACUUGAGGAUUUGCUUUCUGAGAAGCAGGAAUCCCUAGAGAAACAAAUCACUGAUCUGAAGAGUGAAAAUGAGGCUUUAAAUGAAAAGCUGAAAUCAGAAGAACAAAAAAGACUCUCAAGAGAGAAAGCGAAUUUAAAAAACCCUCAGAUCAUGUACCUGGAGCAGGAGCUGGAGAGCCUGAAGGCCGUGCUGGAGAUCAAGAACGAGAAGCUGCACCAGCAGGACGUGAAGCUGAUGAAAAUGGAGAAGCUGGAGGACAACAACACAGCGCUGGUCGACAAACUGAAGCGAUGUCAGCAGGAGAACGAGGAGUUAAAAGCUCGGAUAGACAAACACAUUGCAAUUUCAAGGCAACUGUCCAACGAGCAGGCCACCCUGCAGGAGUGGCUGGAGAAGGAGUCGAAAGUCAACAAGCGCCUGUCCAUGGAGAACGAGGAGCUGCUGUGGAAGCUACACAACGGGGACCUGUGCGGCUCUGACAGGUCCCCCACAUCCCCCGCCAUCCCUUUCCAGUCGCCCCGCAAUUCCGGCUCCUUCCCCAGCCCCAGCGUGUCGCCCAGAUGACGCUUCUGCACGCGGGAGACUGUCUGAGAGCACCGUCACAGGUCCGCAGGGCUGACCCUCACCGUGGUCCAGGGAUCAAGAGCCACAUGGGCCGACGUGUCGUUACCGCCCUAGAACUGGAAAGUCUUGACCCCCUGCAUCGGCUCCCUGCGAGACCGGAGCUCAGGAGGAACACGUGGCUCUCUGGCCAAGGGACUCCUCCCCAAAGGAUUUCGGAAUCGAUCUGCACGGACAUUUGCACAAAGCACUUAAAGAACAUUGCCUUUUCCACGUAAGCAUAAGGGGAAAAACUCUCAGGGGCCUCUUAAGAUAAAGAUUUAUAACCUUUAUAAUGUUCUUUGCCACAGGCACCUUCUUGUGAUUUUUAUUUGGGGGAUGUGUGAAUAAAAGGGAUGUAGCGAG